This is a messenger RNA of Anopheles darlingi, 3321 nucleotides long. It is a transcript of the gene Ir76b, whose product is annotated as glutamate receptor ionotropic, kainate 2. The transcript has 5 exons. Lineage: Eukaryota; Metazoa; Arthropoda; Insecta; Diptera; Culicidae. Gene Ontology annotation, cellular component: membrane. The record is from RefSeq and is a predicted model, not a curated record. The coding region runs from base 524 to 2380 and encodes 618 amino acids. Gene Ontology annotation, molecular function: glutamate-gated receptor activity.
GGAAGCGAACGCACUUCUGGCGACGCUUUUGGCAGGGGAUAGAUAGUCCUGGAGAACCGUUGUCUCCGGGACCAGUGUAUGGGGAAGUGAAUCACCAGCAACCGAGCGACUGUCCAGGGGUCCCUCGCGCAGGAAGCCUAAUCGUCCUUCGAGCUCGAGCGGGAUUUCUGUUUGUUUCGCCGUUUUUUUUUUAAUUUCCACACUUUUGGCCAUUCGAUUCGAUUCCUGACUUCUUUGGGUGCGUGUGUUUUUUUCUUCUUCUAAUUUUUCCGUGGUGUGCCUGGUUCGUUCUCUUUCGUUAAGGAACUCGCCUCGUAGCCAUCUCAUCAUUGGUUUGCCAUUUUUAGUGUUUCUGUUUCCCCUCGUUCGUCUCUAUUUGCUUCUGUUUGCACGAUAUUUCUUCCUUUUGUGUCCAUCGCUUUCGUUGAAACCCGUACUCUACGUUUUGGCCAUCGUGUACGAUCGUCUACGCCUGAUUUUCGCCGAGUUUAGCCUUUAACCAUGUCCCACCGUGCACCGUUCGAUGACGAUGCGUUACAUUAGACAAGGCGUUGCUGGUUUGCCGACGGUGACUCUGGCCAUAGUGGUACUUUCCGUUUGGUUUGCACUUCGUCAUGUGGAGGCACAAGAAGGAGGGGCAAUCGUACCGAUCGAGAGCGAUGGAAGUGGGACGAGCGAGUAUUACCAUCUGGAGACGGACGCCAGUGCCGAAGUUAAGGAGCGUCAGAUGCAGGAACUGCGCGAUAAACUGUCCGGUAGAACGCUCCGUGUCACUACACUUCAGGACUGGCCGCUCAGCUACACGGCCAAGAUCAACGGAAGCAUCGUCGGUGGUGGGGUCGCGUUCGAUUUGCUCGAGUUUCUGAUGGAGAAGUUCAACUUCACGUACGAGCUGGUGAUGCCGCGGCUGAACAUUGUCGGUUCUUCGGACGAUCUGUCCGGAAGUGUGCUCGAGCUGCUAUCGAACGGGAGCGCCGAUAUGGCCGUCGCUUUUCUGCCAAUACUGGCCGAUGCCCGGCAGUACAUCCGCUUUUCGACCGGACUGGACGAGGGCGAAUGGAUCAUGAUCAUGGUACGACCAAUGGAGUCAGCCAGUGGAUCCGGUCUGCUUGCGCCGUUCAAUCGGGAUGUCUGGAUACUGAUCCUCGUCUCACUGCUAGCCGUUGGUCCGAUCAUCUACGGAUUGUUGAUCUUGCGCCACCGGUUGACAAGGGAUAAGGAGCAGAUACUGUACGGCUUACCACACUGCGUAUGGUUCGUGUAUGGUGCGCUCAUGAAGCAGGGCAGUACCCUGUCACCAACGGGAGACUCCACACGCAUCCUGUUCGCCAGCUGGUGGAUAUUCAUCACGAUCCUGACCUCCUUCUACACGGCCAAUCUGACCGCCUUCCUGACGCUCUCGAAAUUCACGCUGCCAAUCAACAAUGCCGAGGACGUGCGGCGCAAGGAGAAACAAUUCGUCACCAUCCGGGGCGGUGCGGUGGAGUAUGCAAUCAAAAAUCGCGAUGAAACGCUAAACUCGCUCAGUGUACUGGUAGACAAGCGGUUGGUGGACUUUACGAGCAACAUCAACGACAGUGAUACGUUGGCGGACCGGGUCGCAAAACAGAACUACGUGUUCGUACGAGAUCGGCCCGCUAUCAAUCAUGUGAUCUACUCGGACUAUCUGGUACGGCGUAAGAUCAAUCCGAUCAACGAGCGGGUACACUGUCCGUAUGCGACGGCCACUACUCCAUUUCUGAAGCGGAAUCGUGCCUUCGGCUAUCCCCUGUGGACCGAGUGGAACCGGCUGUUCGAUCCUGAAUUGCUGAAAAUGGUCGAAGGUGGUAUCAUCAAGUACAAGCUGAACGAUCGGUUGCCAAAGGCCGAAAUUUGUCCUCAGAAUUUGGGCGGUACGGAGCGACAGCUGAAAAACCGGGAUCUCGUCAUGACGUACUUCGUGAUGGUGACCGGCUUCGUGACGUCCAUCGUCGUGUUUGUGACGGAGCUGGGUUUCCGGUUGCUCAAUCAGCGAAAACUCAAGGAACAGCUCCGAUUACAUCAACAGCAGCAGCAGCAGCAGCAUCCGAAUGCCCGGAAAUCUCCAACGGAACGAAUUUCCUAUCUGGGUCAUCGGUUUGUGGCCAGUGAUUCCCCACCGCCACCGUACGCGGAAGUGUUUAGCCGCCAUCAACACGGAAUGCUGGGUAACGAGCGAACAGGCAAGCUGUUCGGCCUGAACCUCGCCUACGGGUACGGAUCGGAACAGGGCACCGGUAACCGGCAGAUGAUCAACGGUCGGGACUAUAUGGUAGUGCCGGAGAAGAACUCGCUCGGUCCGCGGCUCAUCCCCAUGAGAGCCCCUUCGGCGGCCAUCUUUCAGUACUCGUACGCCAACUGAGCAAGCGGAAAAUGGCGAAAACGGAACAUCUAGCACACGCACACACCCACACACCCGGAUUACAACAUCACCCUGGAGACAGAACGCGUAAGACGUGCUUUGCAGAUGAAGAUGAGCUGGAUCAAGCAGGACCUUGAGGUGAGAGGCAAUUUGCAGCGUUUCACCCCACAAACCACAUUUUCUCAUUCCUCCUUGCUACGAAAAAUGAUGCACUAUCGUGUGUUGAUGUGUGAAAAUGAUAAAUUAACCAGAUAACAAAAAAACUGAAAACGAUUAAAUGGCAAACCAGCGCUAGCUGAAGAUACCUACUGCACCGUGUGAUGUGUUCUUGCAUGAAAACAAUUUGAAUCAAAUGAUUAAUCAAUCAUACAUUUACCUUGCAACAAAAAAUAUAUAAAAUGGAUUUGAAAUAUUUUAUAUUACUCGCGUAACCAUCCCGCGUAACCACAUUACAUCUAGCUGAGUCCCGCUAGUACGCAUAUCAAUUGUAUUGCAACGUAUCGACAAAACUGAUACCAAAAAUGAAUGAAAAAAAAAACUAUAUUUUGAAAUACUCUAAUUGAACUUUAUCGAUCGCUAGAGGAGAUAUGAGGUAGCAUACCACACCUAGAAACAUACUACUUGAUGAAUACAAAAUAAUGCAUAUGACGAUUUACAUUACCAUGCUGGAUGAGAGAAGCGACAAUGGGAGUAUUGGAGGAAAAAGUGAAUCUUGAUAACAUAUUAUACCUUGCACAUUGAAUGUACCUCGGAGGAUUAGAUUGAAUUAGGUAGAGGGGUGAACAGCAAGUGCUGCAUCGAUUGCAUCCGCAUAGCUUGGUUCGCCUGAACGGCACGUCAGCGUAGCAGGAUGUCUCCAUUCCUCGGUUCGGUUCUUUCGACCCACACAAUUUACACAGAACGCGCACAGACCAACCCCUUACCAAGCAGUUUCACAAUAA